Cataglyphis hispanica is the source of this 2556-nucleotide messenger RNA. RefSeq names its product WASH complex subunit 1-like. Gene Ontology annotation, biological process: Arp2/3 complex-mediated actin nucleation; endocytic recycling; exocytosis. Gene Ontology annotation, molecular function: gamma-tubulin binding; actin binding; alpha-tubulin binding. The transcript is spliced from 4 exons. Lineage: Eukaryota; Metazoa; Arthropoda; Insecta; Hymenoptera; Formicidae. Bases 345 to 1862 code for a protein of 505 amino acids. Gene Ontology annotation, cellular component: WASH complex; recycling endosome; early endosome. The record is from RefSeq and is a predicted model, not a curated record.
AGUCAAGUGUUGACAAGACAAUAAUUGAGCGCUUUCUUUGCUGAACGCAAUCCAUGAUCGCGAAAUUUAGAGGAAAAUAGACAUUUCCACGCGUUUAUGUUUAUAACCUCUCUUGGAAUUUUCUCUGUUUAUGGUCAUAUGUUACCGUGUCAUUUCGUCAUUUCAACAUUGAAUAUUGAAUACGCUUUUCGGAAAUAUUAUCUAUCAUGAGCGACUAUCAUGUAAUUUAAAAAAAAAAAAAUAUAUGUAUAUAUAUAUAUAUAUAUGUAUCGAUUUUUGUAACUUCAGAACAUGUGUAUUAUAGCACUGUGAAGCAAUUAUUUUCACUAUUUUUCGGAAACAAGAUGCCAGAACGAAUCGAAAUCGGUGUUAUUCCGAAUAAUUUAAGACAUGAAGAAACUAUAGUUCAAAUAGCAGAAUCUCUGGACAAUUUGAGUGAUGCUGUCUCAUAUAUAUUUGAUUGUAUUGACAAGAGACUCUCAAAAAAUACACAAAGAUUAACUAGCAUUAAAGAAAGAGCAAGAAAAUUGGAAGACAGAUUGUAUUAUUUACAGACUAAUUUAAAUUUGAAAGCAGUAAAAAUGUACUCUGCUGCUAAAUAUCCAGCUAAUCAUACUUAUAAGGAGUAUCAAAUGACUAUACCUCCACAGCGCAAACAUGCGCCUAUUAUACCAAACGCUUAUAAAUGUUCUGUGCCUAUAAAAGAUAUUCCCGAAGCGUAUUUAUCUUCUAAUUGUAAGAUAGAAGAUGGUCAGUAUGCUGCAAAUGUCAAUCUUCAAGAGAAGCUCCAAUUUUAUCAUGUACGAUCAAAGGCUAGUAAAAAAGAUAACCCUGAAGAUAAUGAGGAGCUAUUGCCAUCACAAUUAUCUUCAGUUAGUGCCCUCCUACUAUUUAAUAGCAUGGAUAGUCCCUAUGAAAAAACAUCCACGAGAUCAUCGCGUCAAUCUACUGACAAGCAGCAAAUUGAAGAUGCACCAGAUUCAAUUGUGCAACCAUGGCUGUCAUCAGAUAUGGACGCGUCUUCUAGUUAUUUAUAUACUCCAACACUUGGAGAGGUUCCUCAAAUAAAUGUUCCACUAACACUCCCGGAUCUACCAGGUAUUGUGGAUGAUGAGAAAUUCGUCCUCGAUUUUAAUUCCCAAAGCCCCAUCGCGCCAUCAUCCGCAGUCACAACGCCUACUGUUCGCUUGGAUCUGCCGACUCCGAUCAGCGACGAAAAAGACUCUGGGUCGAAGAUGGAUGAUGGUGUUUCACACUUGCCAAUUCUGCCUGUACCUACUGUCGUGACAACCACGCUGCAGGAACCUGCGCCACCACCUCCUCCACCUCCUACAUUUAUUGUAAAAGAAAAUGAUGCUGCGAGCAAUGAAAAAAUUGGUUUUCAACAAAUUGUGGCACCUCCACCGCCACCACCGUCAUCGCCACCACCGCCACCACCGCCGCCACCGCCGCCACCGCCAGCUACAGAUUCGAUUGUUUCUGCGUCAAAUAACAAUGCGGAGAAACAAAAAAAGAUAAUGAGUCCAUCAACGAAAGCUAUAACGGAUGAUCGUUCCAAUUUGAUGGCGGCGAUUCGAGACGCUGGCGGGAUAGGUAGAGCGAAAUUAAGGCCUACUGCAUCGGAUGCGAAGAAGCACGAUCGCUGGUCCUCGGCAUCAGUCGGGGGAGAUCUGAUGGCGGAUUUGCACGCGAAAUUAGCUCUGAGACGCAAAGGUAUCGCUGGCUCCACAAUGGGCGCUCUGGAAAGAAUGUCCAGUCUAAUACCACCGCCUCCAAAACCGAAUGAAGCGUCUGCGUCGGAUAGAAAUUCCGCCACCAGCGAAUAUGACUCUCAACCUGACACAGAUGAUUGGGAAGAGUGAUUAUUACUGUUGCGAUUAAUCGAGCGUCAUUCUGUUGAACAAUUAUUAUAACAUAUAGAGCAAUCACACAAAUGGCUUAAACUAUUAAUAUUCGCGUGUGUGAAGACUCAGGGGAAAUUCGAUAAUAGACUGAAACAGAUGGAUGGUAGUCAUAAUACAGAUCUAGGUAUAGUACUUUCUUUUUUUCAAAGAUUUUAUUUGGUGGCUGCUAAUUAUAUCUUUGUCUAUAAUUAAUUUGAACACAAGUCUAUGUUGAAAAAAUUUCAUUGUAAUAAUAUAAUUCGCAUAGUACAGCCAGAAAGAUAUUGUAUGAUAAUUAUAUUUACAAAUGAGCAAAUUAUAUAUUUUAUAAAGAGAUAAAAGAUUUCUUAUGAAUAUAAGUGUGUAUAACAGAAUAGAAAACUUUAUUUUAUACAUCAAUACACAGUUUUUUUGAUUAUUUGUUUAUAAUUCUAUAUAUCGGAUUUUUAUUUGUUAUAUGUAUAUUGUGCGAUCUUCCUUGGAGAAAAGUCUUGUACAUAAAACAUAUUAUAGAAUUACUCCAUUAUAAUAUUGAUUAUACAUUUUCUCAUAUGCAAUAUAAUGUACAAUAUACAAAUAUAACUAAUUGUGUAUAUAUAUAUAUAUAUAUAUAUAUAUAUAUAUAUAUAUAUAUAUAUAUAUGUAUAAUACACAUAUAUAAGAUUUGCAUAUA